Molecule: messenger RNA, 8214 nt
Organism: Halichondria panicea
Lineage: Eukaryota; Metazoa; Porifera; Demospongiae; Suberitida; Halichondriidae
Product: ubiquitin carboxyl-terminal hydrolase 24-like
Exons: 52
Coding region: 241-8094 (2617 amino acids)
Biological process (GO): protein deubiquitination
Cellular component (GO): cytosol; nucleus
Molecular function (GO): cysteine-type deubiquitinase activity; protein binding
Source: RefSeq, a predicted model, not a curated record
GGUACAGUUACAGUGCAUGUAAAAAAGUAGCUGGCUCUAAGCAUAGAUACAAGAGGUAUAGUAGUACAGUAUACUCGAGUCUACGUACAUCAUAACACUCAACACUCACUCUUCUGUAUGAGAUUGCUGCUGCACCCUGUCUUUGUAUUUGAUCAAGAGAAACUAUUCACAAGAACAUUUUGAGGUUUAUGUGGGAACCAGAUUGACUUGUUUAACCUUUGACCUUUGUCUGUGAGGGAAAUGGAUGAGGCCAUUGAGGCCAUAAAGGCAAUGGGGAUCACCCAGGACGAGGGACAGAUCAGAGAGGCCCUACUCCAGUGCAAUAACAACCCGCAAGAGGCAGUGCAGCUACUGCUCCCAGAGAGUCCAGUUGACCCCUCCAUACUCAACAGCGAGUAUGUCAAUAUACAAUCAUAUAAACGCAUCAACUCGGAUGACUCGUGGGUGAAGGACCGUGAUGGUGACAGCCAUGAUGUAGACAUGCGUGACACUGAGACUCACCCCGGAACCCCGGACGACUCUGAUCGUGACUCAACCACUGUUAGCUACUCACUGGACGAGGACAACCUCAGGGAUAUUGAGGAAGAUAGCAAUUACACAGGAGACGUUGAGUUAAGGGAAUUCCCCACACCUGAGCAACCACGGCCUGAGGGACCCCCUCCACGCUAUGAGGAUAUAGUCCAAGACAACCAGGGAGACAUCUCGGACAUGUCUGAGGACCAGCCUCCUCCCCUAGUUUCCCCUAGCAACGAGGAAGAGACCACACCCACUGGAGAGGAGACAGCCGUCGAUCAGGCAACCACCUCUAACAUUGAGUUCCCUCUGACCCAUUUUUACGAGCUUGAGGGCAGAGUUCACACGGACCAGUGGUCCAUUCCGUACAAGAGAGAUGAGAGUCUGGCCAUAUGUAUGGUGGCCACCAUCAAGAUGAUCAGAGAGGGUGCUGGUUUGGCUGAGAGCGAUGAGAACUGCAAGAAGUUCUUAGAGAGAACUGUGUACGACUCAUUCCAGAAGCUGGUGACCCAUGAAGCAGUUUUCCGAUGGGACCAAUCCAUCAUGGAUGGUAUCUAUGACAUGCUGCGGAUACUGAUGGAGAUGGUAGCUGAGAGACUAAAGCAGCCACCCAUUCCAGUUGUGCUGCUAGACGUACUGGCAAUGGUGUUCAAUGCUGAUGCCAACUUCCAUGUGAAAAUGAGGAACAAGCGGAGUGAUCCAAGUCGAUGGAAGAGAGUGCUAGGGGAGGAUGGGAUCUUUGCACUCAUGCCCAACUUCCACACUCACAAGGACCCCAAGGGAUGGCUCGUGGAUAUCCUUAACAUUUUUACUCAACACGGUGGAGUGGAGGCUAUUAGGGACAUCAUUGAAAACACAGAAGAGAUCACACUACAGGAGCUGACAGGCCUCUUCCUGCCGCUCAGUGUGUGUGAAGACUACAUAAACCCUACCUUCCUCAAGGUUCUUCUCUCUAAGAGCAUUGUCAGAGCAAUCAAGUUUGUUCACAGCCUCACCGACGAUUCCCUUAAAAACAAAGAGGUUGGUUGUGUCUCAGACCUCCUAAAGUCUCUGAAAACUCUCCUGCUACGCUGCAACUUGUUGGAAAUGGUCACCACCAUUGAUAACAUUCGUCUGGAGACCACUAUACGGAUGUUGAACAUUGCUCACUUCAAUGCCAAGAUGAAUGCUUUAAAGGAAGUGGUUCGAUUGACUGAUGAGCCAUACCAGGCAGCUGCUCGUGGUGUUCGUAGUCCCAUACCGGCUGACAGAAUUGCUGACUGGCUUGUGGAGAACAAAGUGCUCUCUAUAGCACUGGGAGGUAACCUCCACCAGUCCCAGUACUGUGACAAGCUCAAGUCCAUUGUUGAGUUCCUUGGACCCAAACUCUCUGUGGACGAGCUGACCACCAUGUGGGAGAUGCAGGUUGACAAGAACCCUGUCCAGGUAGAAAAUGUCCAUGGCAUCCUGGCAGCAGCGGCUUCCAGGUCUGGCCCUGCCCAUCUGGACCACAUCUUCCAACUCAUUCAGCAGAGUUGGGAAUCAGCCUCGGACAGGUACAGAGAGAAGCUGCUUGAACUCAUUGGCAAGAUUGGGAAAGAUGAUCGGCAGGGAAAGACAGCCACCAAGAUCCUAGAUCUGCUCUGGCGUCUGGCCCACCUCCCCCAAUUGAGCCGUGAGAUGGUGGAGCUAGCACUGGAAAGCCACGCCUCAAUCCUUAUUGACUCCACCCAUACCAAGGAGACAGAGAAGAGGACCUACAUCAAUAAGUGUGUAGAGGACAUACGGAAGGGUGUGUGGGUUGUGUCCGCCUUCCGUCAGCUGCACAGAUUUGCCAAGGGCUUCUUCAGAACUGGAUAUGGUCAAAAAGAUCAGCACCAGAUAGCAGAGUUUCAGAAACAGUACGACCUCCUGAGACUCACCUCCGGUAGCCUGAUCAAGUGUCACUCACGAGCUGUCCAGGACUGCACUCAGGAUGAAGAAACCCUUGCUGGUACCACGCUCAUUGAUGGCCGGUAUACCCACUUAGAGUGUAUUGAAAUCCAUCUCAAGUUCAUGGCCUUCCUGCUGCAAGAAGGUGCCCUGUACCUUCCUGUCAAGAGAGCCAUUGAUGUGUGGGACACUCUCAUAAGUGCUCCAGACACUUGCCCAGCCGAUAGAACACUGGCAUUCAAAUGGUUUGACAACGGGAUGAGCGAUCUGGAGCACGAGACCCAGGUGCUAAUGUUCAACACACGUGUGCUCAAGGUUGACCCAGAUAAACUGGACAAACCAGGUUACAACUGCCUCAGGAACUUUUUUGAAACUAUCAACUUGUUUGAGAAGAAGCUCAAGCGAAUGACCUCCUCUUAUCAGAGUCUGCUGGUGGAGAACCCUGAACUGACUGGGAUAGACUACAUUUGGAGAGCGGCUCUGGAGGUUGGGGAUACUGGCAUUGCUGAUGAGCUCAUUCAGAACAUACUGCAAGUCAGCUACCAGGGACUCAGCCAAAAACUAAAGAAGGAUUUAGUUGCUCUCCAUCGUCGAUUCAUUGACGAGUGCUUCAAGCGUCUGGAGGAGCUGACAGGUUGUGAAGAGGGAAAGACGGGAUCGGGAAGGGUGGGCAGGAUGAGCCUCUCCCUCAGGCUGCAAGCCAUCCAGAGACUCCUCAUUCUCACUCAGAGAUACAUCACAACAGUCGAGGAGUCCCACCAUUACCCCCGUGCUGUCCCACCCCACGGAGCCACAUUUCUGGGACAUCCCCUUGUCCUCUCAAUCUCGUAUGAGUUAUUACUGAUCCCACUGGAAGUUCAUUCCAACGAAAGCAUGCUCUCUAUCAGAGAGAAGAUUGCCCACAAAUUGAACAUUACGGUAGAGCAGCUACAGCUGGCUACACAGGAUCGAUGGCUUGACACUAGUGACAAUAACAAACUGGUUCAUCAAAUGGGAUUUACCGAUAAUCAGGUCCUCACCACCAAGGUCCAGUCCAAUCUGUCUAACACUUACAGCAAGGUGGCUGAGGAGGGCAACGAGCUGAGACAAGAGUCGAUGCAUGAGAAGGAGCAGUUCCUUCCUGGAAUCAUCAUGGCCACUCAGACCGAGGUUUUCAGCAAGCUAGAGCACCUCUGUACCCUAGGCAAUCCUGAAGUUACUAAGGCAGUGAGAGGAUUGCAAAUGCUCAUACCCACGGAUAAUCGUGUAUCAGAGAUGAUGGAUGUGUUCACACAUGCCCCGCUUGAGGGGGCGGGGGCUACGGAGGAUCAUGCCACACCCACCACCCCUCAGGCUGCACUCAGCAAUUAUUUCAGCCCAGCAAAUACAUCACCAACUCAACUGCUUUAUAAUCUCGAGGUGUUGAGCAGUCGCCUGAUCCCAACUACUCACAAGACUGAGGACGCCAUCACACAGAUAUUCAGACGUACCUUCCUAGAAAGUGGUGGACUCAAGUCAGUGAUCAAUGUCCUGCAGAAGAACGCUCUGCCCAGUGACCUGGACCUGGUCAUACGACAGGACUGCUAUGCCAUUGCCCUCUCCCUAGCAAGGUUUUUGCUGUGCAACCAUCAGAGCACCCUGCCCCUUGCUCCCCGUAUCUCCGCCCGCCAGCAUUCUUCACUCUCCCAGAGUGCAGCAGCUGACGAGGAGCCUCUACUGGGGGAGGGGGAGGGGCUAGACACCAGACACGAGCUUGUGAAGAUGGUGAGCACUGACGAAGAGGUCGCAAGACUCACUAUAGAGACAAUGAGUGUGGAUGACUUUGCCACGACCCUGGCAUACCUGAUACGAGUGUGUUGGUCAGCAGCUGCCGGUCAACUUCACCUGGCCAGCAUUGGGGACUCGCAGCCCCCCUCCCCUGCGCUCCAACGUGACCAACCCUCUUCCUCACCGGGACCAGCCACUAUGCAGUUAAGAGCUGGGAUAUGCGGUCAGCAGGAGCCAGGCUCUGUAGGAGCAAAGAAUGCGGCCAUAGCUCGAGAGAGUUUGGAGCUGCUGGUGACGUGCCUCAAGUUACGCAGUCCGCUCCUCAACAUAUUCUACACCCUCCCUCACGUGUCCGAGUUCCUGAUGGACCUCCUGCUAGGCACCCCACACCCUGAUAUCAGGAUCUCUGUAGUAACCCUAUUUUGUCAGCUCUGUAGGGACGUUGAUAUUGAGUCCGAUCGGCCCUCAUUCUCUGAGACCACGCCCUCUAAGCGAGCCAAGACCUCGUCAGUGGAACCUCCUCGUCAUUUCUUCCUCCAUCUGCUACUCAGGCACCCGUCAAAUCUGUGGGAGGCCCCCCUGGAGAGCGGUAGUGGAGGCUCACAAUGGGAGAGGUGUGCUGAGUAUUUCCAGUUCCGCUGUGAACUGCUACAUGGGCUGAGGGUGUUUGAGCAAGAGGCUCUAUCGGUGGAUGUCCAUAGCCUGGUGAAGAGGGAGUUAGAAUGGCUAAGCAAAGUGACUACCUCCUCCUCCCCCGGGUUCCAAACCUUACUGGCAGGACACCUCAAUCUGACACGAGCACUAUUCACCUGCGAGGGAGUUAACAAGAAGGACUUAGGUAAGAGUCUGUGCCCUCGACUAAUCACAUUCUUCCUCUUUCCUGCCUCCAAGAUGAUUCUGGAGUCACAAGAGCCCACCCCCACCAGCAUCAACCCAAUAUGCAGUGAACAAUUGUCGCGAAUAGCUGCCUAUGAUCUGCUUGUGGAGCUCUGUACGGACUGUUACGGCAACCUAGAGUUAGUUGUGAGGCAGCUAGCAUCUAUGCACCACCAGGAAAACCCUCAGUUGGCCAAGGAGUGGGAGCACCAACCUCCUGUGAUUGGUCGGAGUCCUUGCGGGUUUGUAGGUCUAAAGAAUGCCGGGGCCACGUGCUACAUGAAUUCUGUCCUUCAGCAGCUGUACAUGACCACACCCAUCAGGAACACCAUCCUCGGAGUGGAGGUUGAGCAGAGCAGUGAGGAGAUUGAGACAAUCCUUCCGGAGCUACAGUCAGUGUUUGGACACAUGCUCGAGAGUCGACUGCAGUACUACAUUCCUGACAACUUCUGGAAGAAGUUCAAACUGUGGGGGCAGCCAGUGAAUGUUAGAGAGCAGCAAGAUGCCUUUGAUUUCUUCUGUAACCUCACAGACCAAGUGGAUGAGCAACUCAAGAAAAACUCUAGUCGGCCAGUGGUUCAAGAGUCUUUUGGAGGCAAGUUCCUAGACCAAAAGAUUUGCCGAGGCUGUGAACACACCUACGACAGAGAGGAGUCCUUCCUUUCACUCUCUCUGCCCGUCAAAUCCAAGAAAUCAUUGCAGGAGAGCCUCAAAGAGUUUGUGAAAGGUGACCUUUUGGAGGGAGAUAACGCAUACUUUUGUGAGAAGUGUGAGGAGAAAAGGGACACUCUGAAGCGUACGUGCAUCAAGACAUUGCCCCCUGUACUGGUGGUCCAUCUGAAGAGAUUUGACUACGACUGGGAGGCGAACAGGGCCAUCAAGUACGAUGACUUCUUUGAGUUCCCCUUGCUCCUGGACAUGGCCCCAUACACUGCUGAAGGUAUAGCCCAGUUAGAGGAGGGGAGGGAUACCACUGAGAAGAAGCAGUACGAGCUAGUGGGUAUUGUGGUUCACUCGGGACAGGCUUCAGCAGGACACUACUAUGCAUUCGUCAAGGAGAAGAGUCGUAAGUCAGUCCUGCCUGGAGUUGAGGGGGGAGCCCCCGUAGAAACAAGGCAAGGUCGGUGGCUCCGGUUUAAUGACACUCUGGUCGAUGAGUUCGUGCUCAACGACAGCGCUCUGGAGUCUGAGUGCUUCGGAGGCAGCUACAAAUCUAAGUCUGACACCCAUCACACCCAUUCCGAGACAAGAGUACGAUACUGGAAUGCCUACAUGCUGUUCUAUGAGGCGGUGGAGUGGGAAGGAAGUGGAGAUAUUACCCCUAGCAAGUCAUCAGAGCUCCCCUCCCCCUUAUUGCCUCCCACUGGGGACGAGGGACUCGAGCAGCUCCAGGCCCUUGUUCAGAAGGGAGACAAGAGACAGCUGUUCACUGAGACGAUGCCGGCCGAGAUCCAGAGAAGUGUGAAUGAGGAGAACCUCCAGUUCAUGCAGCACAGGGACGUCUAUUGUGUCGAAUACUUUGAGUUUGUGCACAGGCUGAUAGUCAGCAAUAUGAGUUUGAUUCAGUCUAAUCCCAACUCCGAAGAGAGCACUUUGUUUGGUGUGUGCAGUCUACAGCUUGCCAUCAACUUCCUCUUCCACACCUACUUUAAGACCAAGAAGAAGCUCAGGACUGAGCUUGAAGCCUGGGGUAGGAAUGUGGAACUGCUGCUGAGGAGCAACAAGGAGGCCUGUCACUGGCUGGUAGAGCUACUGGCUGGAGACAAGGGACUCUACUACCUCAAGCCGUUUCUUCUCGAGUGCCCCACUAAGGAAGUGAGGCAGUCUUUCUGUACCAUUCUCCGACAGGCUGUGAGGAGCUAUGUCAGUGCUGGAGGACCCACUAGUGAGGGCCCAGUGGAACACAUUGUGGAUACACUUCUGAAAAUGCUGGAGAAAGAUGUCAUUGACAACAGCAAGGCCUGUGCAGAGUACUUUGAGUUUUUCAAGAGUUAUGCCAGUUCUCCCCAGGGUUGUCGCCACUUGUUGAGCAAAAACACAUUUGUGCACAUGGUGACAUUCCUGCUUGGACCUGCUCUGAAAGAAACUGACUCCAGACAGGACAAGGCUCCCCCGCGGAGGUGGAGCUCUAACCAGGUCAAGGAAUUUGGUCCCCUGCAUGGCACUCUCUCUCUCCUCGUGCGACACUCUGACAUAUCCAUGUUUGAGUCUGAGACUGAGAGCAGUGACUCUCCCCAGAGUAACCCGUACAUGUUACCAGGUCAGAGAGAAGACCUGCAGCCCCCCUCAGACGGCAUGCACCAGGCUUUGUUUGCCAUCGAUCACAGCAAGAGGUUCAUCAAGGAGUGUGUGCUGACACUGAGGGAGUGCGACGCAACUGCAGCUGAGGCCAUUGGAAACACCUUCUGCUACUGCUGCUGGAACAACCAGUCCUACUCAGCUUGUGCCCUUGAGGAUCUGCAGGUCCAGAUCUCUGCAGUUUUAUCGAGUGAGGUAAAAUCGUACUUCAAAGUGCUCACAGAGAUUCUCCUAAUCAACGACUCCCUCCAACUCAAGAGAAUCAGCUUCACAAUCAAUGGAGGAAAGUACCAACCUCAUGUGUCCAUCUUCAACACAAUAAGGAACAACUCCUCCGGACAAAGCCAGACAGACUCCAAGAAAGCUUACCAAGGCAUCAAAUUCCUUGUAGGACUGGCGAACAAGUGUACACCAGCCAAGGACUUUCUGCUCUCCCACUCAAGUGACUGGCAGUGGGCUGUCACAUGGCUACGGAAGAAGAUGACUGACUCGUACUCCUGGUCACAUACUGGUUCCUUGUCAAAUGAGUCCUCGUCCACCCGUCUUUUCCAGCGGACGUACAGUGCACAGGAUACGUUGGAGGAGGCUAAUGCCAUAUUACUAGAGCUAGAGGCAAGGGACUCAAAGCAAUCUCCUCAAGUGAGCAGUACUGAGAUGGAACCUAUAGAUAGCCCUCGCACCGACAGGACAUCACAUGGCAACGAUGUAGACUCUAAUGAUACUGUAAACAAUAAUCAGGUAGAAGGAUAACCUGUUUUCCUGUUAGUUUUGUUGUUUUUUAAUUUCUUAGCCUUGUUUGUGUGUACGUGUGAAAUGGUUUGCACUCCCAAGUAAGUGUUUAGUGCAUCUAACACGGUUACAUACAUUUUA